GAAUUGUCCGAUCAGUACAGCGGGUACUCUUGCUAUCGGUAGAAUAAUCGAUCGAUCAACCCGGUCCACGUUCUUGGACUAGAUUGACACCACUCGGAGUGCACAUCCGAGAAGUGCUGCAACUUCUUGAAAAUAUCUCUUAGACUGCUCCUCUGUCUCUUUUCUCACCCAAAGCUGAUAAUGCUAGUCUCAGUGCAAGUGUUGGGCAUGCAGGAGGGCUCUAUUAAUGAUUCUGUUCUUAUGCACAAGUAUCCACAUAAUCAAAAACGAUUUGUCCUGGACGCUCAAGUCAUGACUUGACUUCUUUGACUGCUAUCCGUUGAUACUUGUCAUGACUUUCGCUCUCUCCUUACCGCAGGCAGUAGCUGCUUCUCUCGUCCUCUGGGUGUUAUGGCGUUUACUUCGUCCCCUUGUUGUGAAAUCGCCUCUAUCACUCAUUCCUGGACCACCAAGCUCGUCUUGGUGGAAGGGCAACUUUCACAGGGUAUACGAUCGCGAGGGAUGGGAAUAUCACGACAUGCUACUGAAGGAUUACGGAGGAGUCGCUCGACUUAACAUGCUGCUCGGAGACGAGCAACUUUACGUUGCCGACCCCCUUGCUCUCCACUAUAUUUUAGUGAAAGAACAAGCUACAUAUUCGGAACCUGACAUGUUCAUUUCAUCCAUAAAUAACACUUUUGGGCCUAAUCUUAUAUCAGUCCAAGGGGAGCAACAUAAGAAGCAGAGAAAGAUGCUCAACCCCGCUUUCUCUACCAAAUAUUUACGCGAACUCGUUCCGUUAUUCCAUCGUAUCGCUUACCAGUUUCGUGACGUCCUUGCAAAGCAAGUCCAUAAUGGCGAGAAGGAAGUUAAUAUAGUAGAGUCGGUUUCGCGUGCUUCACUCGAGUGCAUCGGACAAGGUGGGGUAGGACACUCGUUUAAUGCCCUCAACGAGACGUCGACGAGCGAAUACAAGGAGGCGAUCAAAACAUUUGGCCCGAUACAUUAUCAGCUCUUCCUGCCUCGUAUGAUUCUCCCUUGGCUAGAGAACAUUGGAUCGCCUCAAUUCCGUAGAAAAGUCGUCGAACUCAUACCGUCUAAACUCGUGCAAACAAUGGUAAACAUUGUAGAUGUCAUGGAUAAUACUUCUCAAGAAAUCUUCCAGCAAAAGAGGCUUGGUUUCGAGCAAGGUGACAAGGCUAUCAUGGAACAAGUGGGCGAGGGAAAGGACAUGAUGAGUGUCCUAAUGAGGGCGAAUAUGGCUGCUGAAGAGGCUGAUCGUCUUCCCGAGGCCGAGAUCAUUUGUCAAAUGAACGUGUUUCUCUUUGCCGGGCACGACACGACAACACUAGCUAUCAGCCGCAUCCUAGAUAAGCUCGCAUCACACCAAGACGUACAAGAUAAACUUCGUGAAGAAGUCACAACCGCACGAAAAGAACAUGGAGACCUCGACUACGAAACGCUCAUGUCCCUUCCAUACCUUGACGCCAUCGUUCGCGAGACACUCCGUCUCUACCCUCCCGUUCCGCAACUGAUGCGCGUAGCACGCAAGGAGACAGUAUUACCAUUCCUCUGGCCCGUCCAGUCUGUGGAUGGUAAAUCCGAGAUCAAAGAAAUCGUCAUUCCGAAGAACACAGGGUUCAUGUUGUCGAUUAUUGGUAUUAAUCGGAGUAAGAGGAUUUGGGGAGAGGACGCGGAGGAGUGGAAGCCUGAGCGAUGGUUGAGGCCUUUGCCGAAAAGUGUUUCGGACGCGCAUAUACCGGGUGUGUUCGCUUCGACGCUUACGUUCUCUGGUGGAGCGCGAUCUUGCAUAGGAUACAAAUUCGCAGAGAUGGAAAUCAAGCUCAUACUCUCAGUCCUGCUCGAGUCACUCAAAUUCACCCCGGGAUCGAAGGAGGUCUUCUGGGCAAUGAGCUUCUUAACGUCCCCUGUACCUAAAGGGUCGAAGGACCUCGAACCAGACCUUCCGAUGAAGGUUUCAUUGGUUGAGCACUAG
This is a messenger RNA of Fomitiporia mediterranea MF3/22, 1975 nucleotides long. RefSeq names its product cytochrome P450. The record is from RefSeq and is a predicted model, not a curated record. The coding region runs from base 332 to 1975 and encodes 547 amino acids. The transcript is spliced from 15 exons. Gene Ontology annotation, molecular function: oxidoreductase activity, acting on paired donors, with incorporation or reduction of molecular oxygen; monooxygenase activity; iron ion binding. Lineage: Eukaryota; Fungi; Basidiomycota; Agaricomycetes; Hymenochaetales; Hymenochaetaceae.